CAAUAAAAAAUGACUUUGAGCAGUGAAACAUAAUAUGCAUGUCAUGGAAAUAUAGGUGAAAAGGUCUGGUUAUGCAUGAUGGAUGUGCAUGACAGCUCAUUUUCAUUUUCAACAAUUUCCAUAAAUAAAUAUGAUUUAAACUUUUUUUAUUAUUUAUAAAAUUCGCCUAAAAGAGAGAUAGUGUUAGAGGGAGAUAAAUCAGAGCCGUAGAUUUGGGAGAAGGCAGAGUGCGUUAUUUUGGUUCUCUGGUGGAGGCUCUUGUUGCGCUUUCGAAGAGUAAGGGAGAGUGACUAGUGGAUUUAUGUCGGCUGAGUUUGAUUUGGCUUUGAUUGGGGCUCAGUUGCAGCUCUGGCUUUCAUCUUCUACAAUUGUUUUUUCUCACUUGUCCACCACUGCUUUGUUGGCUGUUUCUUGUAUGAUUCUCUGCUACUCCAGGCAGCGACUGUGUCUUACGUUCCUUACUGUUUCGAUGCGUUUGAGACCCCAAAGGACUUGUUCUGGAGUAGAUUUUUUUGGGGGUUUUUACAUAAAACAACGACUUUUCUAUUUCUUCUUGUUUCUAAUAGGGGCUCAUACUUGAUGUUGCUUUGAUGGUCUAAGAUUUUGUUUUCUUUUUUGUCCCUUGAUUUUGUUUACAUCUUUGUCCACAACUUUCCGGGUAGUUUAGAGGGGAUUUUGGCGAGUUUUAACCAGUUUUGCUGCCAAAAAUGCCAGAGCCUCGAAAACAAUCCAUGAAUCUCAAUAAAUCCUGCACAAAGUCCAAGAAAAUCCAACCAAUCUUGAGUGAAGAAGAAACCCAAAUGACUAGAAAAGUUCGUGUUAUCCUUCAUGAUCCUUAUGCUACUGAUUCAUCUUCAAGUGAAGAUGAAUCUGAGAGAACUGUUGCUAGAAAGGCCCCAAGGGGCAAGCGUGUUGUUCGUGAAAUUAAAGUUCCUGUUUUUGGUUUGGCUCCUAAGUCAAACCCUCUUGAAUCUGAGACAUCUUCUCAAGACAGUAACUCUAAAACCCCUUCUCGUAGGAAAAACGUUUUGAGGAAAACCCUUGAAGGCAAUGAUCUGGUGGCUAAGGCCAAAAAACCUGUUGGUGUUCGUCGACGGAAAUGGGGCAAAUGGGCUGCUGAAAUCAGGCACCCACUGAAGAAAACCAGGAUUUGGUUGGGAACUUACGACACCCUUGAAGAAGCAGCCAAGGCUUAUGAUGCCAAAAAGCUCGAAUUUGAGGCUUUGGCUGUUGCUGCCUCUGCUUCCUCUGAUAAAACCAAUGACAUAGCAUGUUCUGCUGCUUCUUCUAACAACAACUCUAUUCCUUCUACAUCUGAAGAGUCUGAGAGCCUUUUAUCACAUACUUGGUCAUCAUCAGUGCUUGAACCGGAUUCUUCUGCAUCUGUUUUUUCAGUCUCCAAUAACAAUGGUGAUUGUGAGGAUGCCAACAAAGAAGGGUUUGAUGCAAACUUUGCCAAUUUAACAAUACCCGAUUUCUGUUUCAUUGAUGAUCCAUUGCUGUCUGGUUCAGUUGGACUAGAACUUAACUUUGAUGCAGAGCCUGCUGAUUAUCUGUUCGUCAAUGAUUUUGGGAUGAUGUUGAAGGACUAUUGCAGCAUUGAAGACCUCAGUAUUUGUGGGAUCGAAGCCGAUGAGCCAAGUGAGCUACCUGAUUGUGAUUUCAGCAUUGACGGCUUUCAUUUUGGCGAAGAAGUAGCCUCCCUCAACAUUGCCUGCUCAUAAGUUUUGCAGUUAGGAAUUAGUAGUAUAAAUAUAAUAUUAUAAAGCCUCAUUAUUUAAAGCUUUUGAUUAAUAUCGAAGGUAGAACAGAUCUCAGGGACUUUCCAAGUGACUUCUUGGGUUAGUGCUUUUUGUGAGUGGGUUUAAUUUAUUUGUUUGCUGAGUUAAAAGAGUAAUGAGCCCUCUUCAUCUGGGGGAUGAAAAAUCCUUUGGUUUUUCUUGAGCUACAGAGCCGUCCAAGGGAUUCGGCUGUCUGAGAAAAG
Molecule: messenger RNA, 1984 nt
Organism: Durio zibethinus
Lineage: Eukaryota; Viridiplantae; Streptophyta; Magnoliopsida; Malvales; Malvaceae
Source: RefSeq, a predicted model, not a curated record